AAACCUGUGUUCUUCGUGCUCACUAUUCAAGGUGGAUUCUCGUUAAUCCUCCUUUAUUCUCUUCUGUAACUCUGGUUCUUCUCUUUUUCAUCAAUGGCUUCUGCAGAAAUUGAGUUCCGUUGCUUUGUUGGUGGACUCGCCUGGGCCACCGACAACGAAGCCCUCGAGAAAGCUUUCUCCCCCUACGGCGAAAUCGUCGAAUCGAAGGUUAUCAAUGAUCGUGAAACUGGAAGGUCGAGGGGAUUUGGAUUUGUGACGUUCGCAUCGGAGCAGGCGAUGAAAGAUGCGAUUGAAGCGAUGAACGGUCAGAAUCUCGAUGGCCGGAAUAUCACUGUGAAUGAGGCUCAGUCCCGUGGAAGUAGCGGCGGAGGAGGGAGAUAUGGCGGUGGUGGUGGAGGAUAUGGAGGCGGAGGUGGUGGAUAUGGCGGUGGCGGUGGAGGAUACAGCCGUGGUGGAGGUGGAGGUGGUUAUGGAGGCGGUGGCCGACGUGAAGGUGGUGGAGGCGGUGGCUACAACCGCAACGGUGGAGGUGGAGGAUAUGGUGGUGGUGGCUAUGGAGGUGGCGGUGGCGGUUAUGGCGGUGGGAGAGACCGUGGGUACGGUGGUGGAGAGGGUGGUGGUUCCCGCUACUCAAGGGGUGGUGGCGAUUCUGAUGGAAACUGGAGGAGUUAAUUUAGAUUUUAGUUAGUGAAUUGAAUUGAAUUGAAUUGUGGUUUAUUAUCAUAUUGUUAUGCGUUAGUGUUUGCUUUUGGGAUAUUUUGCAAUAUGAUUUGAGUCAAGUGUCUGGUAUGGUUUCGUCGUGUUCCGUGGUUCUCGUUUUUGACCUAUGAAUUUGUGUACUGGUUCUCCAACAAAGAAAUAGUCAGAAAUUAUGACCCCAGAGUUUAUUUAUAA
Messenger RNA from Lotus japonicus, 894 nucleotides. Its product is annotated as glycine-rich RNA-binding protein 7-like. The transcript has 2 exons. The record is from RefSeq and is a predicted model, not a curated record. Bases 94 to 672 code for a protein of 192 amino acids. Lineage: Eukaryota; Viridiplantae; Streptophyta; Magnoliopsida; Fabales; Fabaceae. Gene Ontology annotation, molecular function: RNA binding.